AAGUGUAAGUGGCAUUAAUGGCCGUUGUCCACACGUCAGCCUCACAUAGUCCUCUUGCGCUUUACGGCUACCAUGAGUUUAUCUCCUCUCUCCUUCUGCCCGCCGGAGUUUCGCACCAACCGACGGAUCUCCGCCGCGCCUGUUUCUCCGACAAAACGCCUUUGCAUUUCCUUAGCAAGUGCUUCCUCCACUUCGCAACCUGAAAAACCAGAAAUCGAGCUAGAAUUCCUCGGGCCUAAUCCGGGAGAUGCAGUGAACAGAACCACAGCUAUUAGCGGUGAGAAGCUGCUUAGGAACAUAAUGUUGGAUAACAAGAUUGAGCUCUACGCCGUAUAUGGAAAGUUGAUGAAUUGUGGGGGAGGUGGAAGCUGUGGAACUUGUAUCGUGGAGAUUAUCAAUGGAAAGGAUCUCUUGAACGAGAGAACAAAUACAGAGCUUCGGUAUCUCAAAAAGAAACCGGAGUCUUGGAGAUUAGCCUGCCAAACAAUUGUCGGAAACAAAGAGAACAGUGGAAAGGUUGUUGUUCAAAGGUUGCCUCAGAGGAAAAAAUGACGGCAAACCCGAUAAUGAAAUGAGGGGAAAUUAGCCAUUGUAAGAGCCUCAGGCAAGUUCUUAGCAAUUUGGAACACUUGUAGUUGAUCUCUAUCUCUCACUUUUUGUCACUCGUGUACUUACUUUCACAUUUAAUCAACAAUUUUUGGGUUUAUGAAAUUGUUUCUCAAUAUUAUGAUGAAUAGACAUUUUCUUGUUUGUA
Messenger RNA from Andrographis paniculata, 754 nucleotides. RefSeq names its product photosynthetic NDH subunit of subcomplex B 3, chloroplastic. Lineage: Eukaryota; Viridiplantae; Streptophyta; Magnoliopsida; Lamiales; Acanthaceae. Gene Ontology annotation, molecular function: 2 iron, 2 sulfur cluster binding. The coding region runs from base 73 to 552 and encodes 159 amino acids. Gene Ontology annotation, biological process: P450-containing electron transport chain. The transcript has 6 exons. The record is from RefSeq and is a predicted model, not a curated record. Gene Ontology annotation, cellular component: mitochondrion.